GAGACUCUCUCUACUAAAGCUAUAAGGAAAACAGAGGCUUCGAGUUCAUCAACAAUGGCAGAGACGAACGGCUCUCUGCAACAAAUCCAUCAAAAAAAUCCAACUCUUCAAUCUCUCUUCCAUGCCCUUGAUCCCAUAUCUCUGAUUCUCUCACAGAACUCAAACCCUUACGAACCAGUCCCUCUGAGACUCACCACAGAGUGUUACAUCAUGGAGAGGGGACCCAGAUACAAAGCAUACGCAGAAUUGAGAGAAUUAAAGUUUAGAAUGAAGAAUGCGAGGCCACAAGAAAAUUAUGAGGAAGAAUUCAAACAAAACCCACCGAAAAAACAGGUCAAGUUUCAGGGGAAUGUUAUCGGAAUUGGGCGAAAAGGGUCAUCCUCAAUUUUAGCACAAUCGGUGCCGGACUUCUCUGCCGUGAUAAGGAAAGAGAACCGGAAGCCGCUGUCCACAAUGACUGAACUGACGCCGCCACCGCCAUCCUCGAAGAAUUGGGCAAAAAUGGAUAGGACUUCGUCGAGUUCGAGAGGGAGUAAGUCGGCAAACGCAGGGGAAAAGAAACGUGGAAUGUUGAUGGCAAGGAAGAGCUACGCAAGUAUUGAGGAAUUGAAAGGGUCGUCGGCGGCAGUGGCAAAUGCCAUUAAUGGUGAAAACAGAGGCGGUGGAAGAGGAAUUGGCAAGACUGUUCUUGGCUCCAAACAAUUCCGAGUGUAGAAUUUGUUUGAUUCUUUUUUACUUCCUCUUCCACUGAUUGAAUUUGGGUUUUUAUGAUUCUUUUUCCCACUAGUUUUUUCUUUGCUUGAGAUUUGAGACAUGAUUUUUAUGGAUGUAAUCAUGUUCUAUAUAUGAUAUGAUACAUAUUAUUGUAU
Molecule: messenger RNA, 869 nt
Organism: Tripterygium wilfordii
Lineage: Eukaryota; Viridiplantae; Streptophyta; Magnoliopsida; Celastrales; Celastraceae
Exons: 1
Coding region: 55-714 (219 amino acids)
Source: RefSeq, a predicted model, not a curated record